UGUAUGUAUUGAUAAUGUAUUACAGAAUAGAGUGAAUGAAUUGAAUGAUUGAAUUGAAUAUAUUUUCAGUGAUUUGUUUGAAAUGAUUGUGUAAUACAUGUUAUAAACGAGUGAUUAAUCCAUUGGUUUAGCGUUGAAUCGAGUGAUCAUUGUUUGGCUCACUUUGUUAUAUACCGCGGACUCAAGUGUUGGUCAAAUCUGUUUGGCUGUAAAGCACGUGAAGUACUGUCCAAAUGUUGAAACAGUUGGAAAUGGGUUUACGCGCCGUUUUGGUCUUCGCCUCCAAGAUAUGGACAUUCAUUUGCUAUGUCCUCAAGAAACAAGUCAGGACUGUAAUACAACACCAAACGGUUAAAUACCAUAUCAUGCCUUUGUCUCCGCUCUCCAAACACAGACUAAGUUUGGUGAAGAGGAAGGUAUUGGUGUUAGACUUAGACGAGACGUUAAUACAUUCACAUCACGACGGAGUGAUUAGACAAAUGGUCAAACCGGGAACACCGCCCGACUUUGUGCUCAAAGUGACAAUAGAUAGACAUCCCGUCAGGUUCUUCGUGCACAAGAGGCCACACGUCGACUACUUUCUUAAUGUCGUGAGCCAAUGGUACGAUUUGGUUGUGUUUACGGCAAGUAUGGAGAUAUACGGGGCGGCCGUCGCCGACAAACUGGACAACAAUCGGGGCAUUUUGAAGAGGAGAUACUUCAGACAGCACUGCACUCUAGACUACGGCAGUUAUACCAAAGACUUAACGGCAAUAGUUCAGGACUUGUCCAGUGUUUUUAUUCUAGACAAUAGUCCCGGUGCUUACAGACAGUAUCCGGAUAACGCAAUACCUAUAAAAUCGUGGUUUUCUGACCCGCGAGACACAGCUUUACUCAAUUUACUGCCAAUUCUGGACGCAUUAAGGUUUACAAGUGAUGUGCGUUCAGUGUUGAGUCGGAACCUACAUCUCCACAACCUAUGGUAGCGCUCAGACUUCCGCAACAUAUUCUCAGUUUCAUAUAAUUUGUAAAUACACUUCAAAUUUUCAUCAUUACAUUCAAUUUGAACCAAAGAUCGAUUUUAAACAAUUUCGGAUCCAAUGAUAUAACGACUUAGUUUUUGACAAUUAUUUAUCUUCUCAUCUGUUUUCUGAUGCGUUGAUUAAAAGUAUGAAAUAAUAAUAAUAAUAAAAAAACAAUAAUAAGUAAUAAUAACUGAUGUAAAAUGAC
Molecule: messenger RNA, 1209 nt
Organism: Medioppia subpectinata
Lineage: Eukaryota; Metazoa; Arthropoda; Arachnida; Sarcoptiformes; Oppiidae
Source: the annotation of a GenBank genome assembly